Molecule: messenger RNA, 1774 nt
Organism: Mercurialis annua (annual mercury)
Lineage: Eukaryota; Viridiplantae; Streptophyta; Magnoliopsida; Malpighiales; Euphorbiaceae
Product: cytochrome P450 CYP82D47-like
Exons: 2
Coding region: 37-1614 (525 amino acids)
Biological process (GO): defense response to other organism
Molecular function (GO): heme binding; oxidoreductase activity, acting on paired donors, with incorporation or reduction of molecular oxygen; iron ion binding
Source: RefSeq, a predicted model, not a curated record
UCCAAAAGAUGGACCUGGCGGCCUUCCCAAAACGCAAUGGAAAAUUUUCUUUCCUUUCCAUCAGACAGUAUGGUUGCAGCCACCUUUACUGUUGCCGUCUUGAUUAUCCUCUGGCUAUCAAGAACCCUACUAGUAGCUAAGAAAAAGAAAGAAGCUCCAGAAGCUGGUGGCGCGUGGCCACUCCUCGGCCAUCUUCAUCUCCUCGGAGGACCAGAGCUGCCGCACAUCACACUGGGAAACAUGGCCGACAAAUAUGGUCCAGUCUUCACUAUCAAGAUGGGAAUACAUAAAACAUUAGUCGUAAACAAUUGGGAAUCUGCUAAAGAAUGUCUCACCAGUAAUGACAGAGCCUUCGCUAACCGUCCCAAAUCUCUAGUUACGGAGCUUUUAGCUUACGAUCGCUCAAUGUUUGGUUUAAGUUCAUACGGCCAUUACUGGCGUCAAAUGCGCAAGAUCGCCACGCUCGAGCUUCUGUCUAGCCACCGUCUAGAGAUGCAGCGACAUGUACGAGAAUCUGAGGUGAGAACCGCUUUGAAAGAGCUCUACGGAGCAUGGGACAAGGAUCAGAAAAGCUCGUCAGAGAGUAGGGUUUUGGUGGAUAUGAAGAGAUGGUUUGGUGACAUAACUUUAAAUGUAAUUCUCAAACUUAUUGUUGGGAAAUCUGUUGGAUAUGUGACUACAAAUGAACGGAGCGACGAAGAAUGGAAACAAGCGCUGAGGGAUUUCUUUCAUUUGGCCGGAAUGUUCGCGGCGGCCGACGCGGUGCCAUUUCUGAGGUGGUUGGAUAUUGGUGGCCAUGAAAAGGCUAUGAGGGAGACUGCAAAAAAACUGGACAUUGUUGCUCAACAAUGGCUGGAAGAGCACAAAGAGAAAAAGAAUUCCGGCCGAAGAGAAGGGGAUUUUAUGGAUCUGAUGCUUGAUCUUAUUGACCAGGAAGCAGAAGCAACACUUGGUCGCCAUUCUGAUACAAUUAACAAAGCCACAUGCCUGAAUCUUAUUUUGGCAGCAGCAGACACAACAUCAAUUCCUUUAAUGUGGGCUUUGUCAUUAUUAGUGAACAACCCUCAUAUCCUCAGUAAAGUUCAACAUGAAAUAGAUAAUUACAUCGGCCUGGAAAGACAAGUACGUGAAACUGAUACUAACAAUUUGGUUUAUUUAAACGCAAUAGUUAAAGAAACACUGCGUUUAUACCCCCCUGCACCUCUUUUAGUUCCACAUGAGUCCAUAGAGGACUGCACCGUAGCUGGUUACCAUGUCCCACGAGGCACGAGACUACUUACCAAUGUUUGGAAGAUUCAUCGCGACCCGAAAAACUGGUCGAAUCCUUUUGAAUUUCAACCGGAGAGAUUUGUUACGAGUCAUCAAGAUUUUGAUGUGAGAGGUCAACAUUUUGAGUUAAUACCAUUUGGCAGUGGGAGACGAAUGUGCCCUGGAAUUUCUUUUGCACUUCAGGUUGUGCAAUUGACGUUAGUUGCGUUACUUCAUGGAUUUGAUUUUUCAUCGCCGACGAGUGAACCGAUCGAUAUGACCGAAAGUCCUGGGCUGACUAACCUUAGAGCAACGCCACUUGAAGUUCACAUCAAUCCUCGCCUUAAAUCUCAUUUAUAUCAGUAAUUAAAAGUUCAAAAAUGCAUUUGUUAAUGAUUCGUGUACCAAGUCGUAACAAUUGGUUAUCAUUGUAUAUCUAUAUUAAAGUUCACUUUAAAUGUUUUUUUAGUAUUCAUCUAUAUAUUGUACGUGUUAUAUUUAUAAUACUCCUUCUGUCAUUUUUAUA